This is a messenger RNA of Manihot esculenta (cassava), 1857 nucleotides long. RefSeq names its product rho GDP-dissociation inhibitor 1. Bases 934 to 1692 code for a protein of 252 amino acids. NCBI's taxonomy places the organism in Eukaryota, Viridiplantae, Streptophyta, Magnoliopsida, Malpighiales, Euphorbiaceae. Gene Ontology annotation, cellular component: cytoplasm; membrane; cytosol. The record is from RefSeq and is a predicted model, not a curated record. The transcript is spliced from 5 exons. Gene Ontology annotation, molecular function: protein binding; Rho GDP-dissociation inhibitor activity. Gene Ontology annotation, biological process: Rho protein signal transduction.
AAUACAAUCAACUCAAAAGAAAGUGAAACUUCAAUCUAACAUUUUCGUUUUCAGGCUUCAACCUGCCAAUCUUCGUUUUUUUCCCCGUAAUUGAGGCUGGACGUUCGCUAUUCUAUGUGUUUUUUUGGUAAAACUAUUAUAUUUAGAAGGGUACUAAUGUACAAUUAACAGAGACUUGCAGUGAACAUUCUGGAAACCUAGCCAUGGAACUCAGUGUUCUCGAGAUGAACUGGGUUUUCUACUUUUACUUUGCACAAGGACGAGGCUAAUGGCCACAUGAAUUCUAUGCAGCUUUUUCCUUUUUCCAAUACAACUACGAGAAGAGGUCAAAGGGUACCCAAUCCUCCACCCAAACUUAGGCUGUCCAAUAAUCUCUCUCGUUUUCUACGUGUCUGUCUCCGAUGAAAAUGUGCACUAGUUGAAAAAUACUCUCCUGAAAUCGUGGUCUGCGGACGGAGAUCCUAGUGCGGGAGUGCUCUUCACGAUCUCUCCACUUCUGUCUCUUUCUCUCUCUCUCUUUUCUCUUUCCCGCAUACAUUGUUGACGUUGCAUAAUUUCGGAUCACCACAUGACCAUUUGCUUUUCCUUUUUCUCUGUUUGAACUUCCCAAUGCAAAUUAACCCAUUUCUCUCCCUCCCUCUUCUUCCCUCUAUGUUUCUGUCCUUUUUCUUGGUGUCUUUUCUUGUUUGAAGGGUUAUCUUUUGUGGGUUUUCUUGGGUUUUGUCUUCUAUUCAACUUUCUAAGAUUCUUUGACUCCCCCCUUUCCUCUUUUAAUAUUGUUGGGCUUUAUCUCUUAUUGUUAGUUUUGGGGGUUUCUUGGAUUUUCUUUUGUAUUCUUUUGCUUUUUGGUUACAUUUCUCCUUUUCGCCAACUUAUAUUUGUCACAUAUUGUGAGUUGGAUACAGUCUUUCUGUUAAAUUUUAUGGGCUGUUGAUGUCAUUGGCUGUUGGUGCGGCGUCAAGUACCAAAAUCAUGGGUUUGGAUGAGCAAAGCAACGAGGAAGUUUCAGAGACAAAAGCAACAGAAAAAACAUCUCCAGAUGGAGAAGAAGAACAUCAACAUGAUGAACCUAAAACUGGUGGAAUCAGCAGACAAAUGAGUGAUGGUUCUGUUUGCCCAACCGAGGAAGAAGAAGAGGAUGAAGAGAGGAAGAUUGAGCUGGGUCCUCAGUACACUCUCAAAGAACAACUUGAAAAAGAUAAGGAUGAUGAGAGCUUGAGGAGGUGGAAGGAACAGCUCCUUGGAAGUGUGGAUUUUAAUUCUGUUGGAGAAACUCUAGAUCCAGAAGUUAAGAUCCUGAGUCUGGCAAUCAAGUCUCCUGGUAGAUCUGAUAUUGUUCUUUCCAUUCCUGAGGAUGGAAAUCCUAAAGGCAUAUGGUUCACCUUAAAAGAAGGCAGCCGCUAUAGCCUGCAGUUUACUUUUCAGGUUGGCAAUAACAUUGUUUCUGGCCUCAAGUACACUAACACAGUUUGGAAAACUGGUGUGAAGGUGGAUAGCGCAAAGGAGAUGCUCGGAACCUUCAGUCCUCAGGCAGAACCUUACACACAUGAGAUGCCUGAGGAAACUACUCCAUCUGGUAUGUUUGCUAGAGGAAACUACACUGCUAAAAGUAAGUUUGUUGAUGACGAUAACAAGUGCUAUUUGGAGAUCAACUACACAUUUGAUAUCCGUAAAGAGUGGCUGUCGACUUAAAAUCUGUCGAAUUUAUUUCUUUUCACCUUCAGAUUUCAUUGUUGCAGCUCAAGUCAAUUGUUUUCCCAGUAUGAUUUGGAUGUUAAGAUUUGUUUUUGUUGUCUUAUUUAUGAAUCCUGUCUGAGACUGGUCUUCUCAACAAUGAAGGGAGGAUUUUAUUUUUUA